AUGAAACUCGUGAGCCCACUGAGGGCUGCCAUCCUUGCCCUCGUCAUGGCACUCGUCGAGUCCGCUGGAGAAGCUGAUUACACUCUAGACGACUCGUUUUGGAAUGAGGAGAGUCCAGUUGGCGAGGUGGAACGUCUACUCAAGGAACACCAGCAGAAUCAGGAGCUGGUGCACAAGAUCGGUAGCAACAUCUACCAGAUCAUCUAUCCGGUGCAGCUGCGGCACCACGAGAAGAUGGGCAUCUCGACGCGAGAAGUCGGUGCACCAAAGUUUCCAGGCCGAGGUGGCUUCGAUAGCAGCUACUCUGGAAGCGGAGCAAGUCGGGGGCGUUCGAGGACGGGGAAACACUUUCAUCGAACAUCACUUUUGAUAAAAGCUUUUAAUCAUAAAUUUCGGUUAGAUUUGGAAUUAAAUACACAAUUACUAGCUCCUAAUAUUGUACAGAAACACUAUCUCCCAAGCGGGUUCGCGCAGGAUUCACAUCGAGAAAUUGAGCACUGCUACUACCACGGCACGGUAAAAGACUACCCGGGAGCUAGUGCUGCCUUCCACACCUGCAACGGCGUCAGCGGGGUGAUACACGUCGGGAACGAAACAUUUGUUAUACAUCCAUUUUACGGAGGCGAUCUUUCGAAACAUCCACAUGUUAUUUUCGAGGCACGUACAAAAUCAAACAAGGGCUGUGCUAAUUCCGGCAACAUGGAGAACUGGGCGAGGCACCAGCGAAACCAGCGGCAGAACCACCAUUCGGGUCUGGUGGCCGAUCAGCAGGACGCGAACGGCGCCGGGCGCUACCGGAGGGACGUCAGCGAGACGACCAAGUACAUCGAGACGGCGCUCGUCAUCGACCGGUCGAUGUUCCAGAAGCGCAACGGGAGCACCCGGGCCGAGGUAGUGCACGACGCCAUCCAGGUGGCGAACAUUGCCGAUCUGUACUUUCGUACGGUCAACACACGCGUAUCGGUUGUAUAUAUUGAGACGUGGCAAGGCCUGAACCAGGCGAAGAUUGAUGGUGGACAGGAUAUUAGUAAAGCAAUAUCUAAUUUUAAUGAUUAUACAACUAGAAAUUUAUAUAAAAUAGAUAAGGACACGACGCAGCUGCUAACUGGCGAAACGUUCGCCGGUGGUGAGGCGGGAAUGGCCGUGCCGGAUUCCGCCUGCACAGCAAAAGCCGUCGGUAUUAGUGUAGAUAUCAAUACGUACGAGCCGCAUCUGCUCGCGGGAACGAUGGCGCAUAUGAUUGGACACAACAUCGGCAUGAGUCACGAUGUUCCCCGUGACGGGUGCUCCUGCCGAGACUGGCACGGUUGCAUAAUGUCCCAGACGAUUGUCGGUCUGGAAAACGUUCAACCGUACAAAUUCUCCGAAUGUAGUGAAAUUGAUUACACCGUUGCGCUGCGGCACGGGAACGGCCUCUGCCUAUUCAACAAACCAAAUGAGGUCGUGUUCCGAAAGAACUGCGGCAACGGUGUCGUCGAGGAGGACGAGGAGUGCGACUGCGGCAACGCGCUGGACUGCGACAAGACGGAUCCGUGCUGCGAUGGCAUCACCUGCAAGCUGAAAAAGGAGUCCCAGUGCGCCACUGGACCAUGCUGUGAUAAAUGUAUUCUAAAGCCUCCGGGCGUGAUUUGCCGGGAUGCGCACAACGAGUGCGACCUGCCGGAGUACUGCAACGGGGAAACCGGACAGUGCCCGCCCGAUGUACAUAAGAAGAACGGGAACCCGUGCGGGAUGAACACGUCCGGGUUGACUACCGGUUACUGUUUCAAUGGGUUGUGUCCCACGACGGCGGCCCAGUGCGAGCGGAUCUGGGGCUACAGUGGAACCGGCGCCGAUCGCGUAUGCUACGAGCAGUUCAACUCGAAGGGUUCCAUCAACGGACACUGCGGGAAGGACGCUAGUGGCAACUACAUCAAGUGUGAACCGGAGAACAUCCAAUGUGGUUCGCUUCAGUGCAAAGACGGCGAUCGGACGCCAGUGGAGGACUGCAGUGACCAUCAAUACGCUAAGGCAAUUAUUUCAAUUAAGGGAGUCGAGUACGAGUGCAAGUCGAUAUCCGGUUCAUCGACGGGCUCGGCAACGCCACCAUUCGGUCUGGUGCGCGACGGGACACCGUGCGGCGAUAAUCUGAUCUGCGUCAACCAGAGCUGUGUCAGUAUAUUUCCGUACAUUGACCAGACCAAGUGUCCCAGCAAUCACAACAAUCUGGAGUGCUCCGGAAAUGGGGAUUGCACCAACACAAACAAGUGCUUUUGCAAGUUCGGCUGGACCGGUCCGGACUGCUCGAUACAGGCUCAUAUCACAACGACGUACGCGUCACCCGUAACGUCCUCUACGCCCGAGUCCCUCGCCGGCGUAAUGGAAAAGAAAACCACUCGCUACGCAAACUACCACGGCUCUAACACGGUGUUUCUAGUCGGUGUAUUAAUGUCGGUUGUUGGGGGUGUUUUUGUAACGUUUGCUCUGAUGGCUUUGUGCUACAGGUCAGUUGUAGUACAUAAUAACUUCUCCUUGUGCCUAAGAAAGAAAACCACUCGCCUUAAGUACGACCCGCCGUACGUGAAGAAACCGAUGGCCAAGUACGUCACCAACAACGCUAACCACCACUCCCAGGAAGAUAUUUCGCCCGACGAUCCGAACAAACUGAUGUACGGCAACCAGAUGCACCAUAGGGAUCAUAAAUCGAUACGUAGGUUGACGGGAGCCUCUGGUAGCGAAGAAGAUGCGGCCCAUUCCGGCGAAGAAGAGACAGUAUCGUUCAUCGAUCUACCCCCCAACAAUACCUCGAAACUUCCAGAAAAGGGCAUACUAAAAAAACACGGAUUCGGUCUAGUGUUGGUCGAUAGCAAUAAAGAAAAAUGGCCCGACGAUACACAGUCCGAUAAUCUCGAAUUGAUAGCUCAGCAAGAAUCCACUAUUCCUCCAUCAGGUGGCCAGACGGGCGCAGCGGUCGUGGGCCCCGUACCGGAUGGCAUGAAGUUUGUCAAUGGUUACCACGAGGAUAUCCUCGAAGCUUUACGCCGAUCGGCAGCCCAGGUACCACGUAGUAGUGCCAACACACCGUCCGGUAGCUUUAGCGAGGAGCUACUACGGAAAACCCUAGCAGAUUGUGUAAGCAACAUGCAGAUCCAGAACACUCCGAACGUCUACCCAGCAGAACGUGAUUAUCAACGAGGCAGCAGUUCCCGCACCGGGUCCAAAGAGAACGUCUGCGUACCUCAUCCACUGCUGAGCGAUACGGCAACCACUUCAGCGAUGAUACCUCAUCAUCGACAACAGCAGCGCCCUCAGGACGAAGAUCACGAGCCGCUACGUAUCCGAAACCUAGAAGACCUAAUACGACAGUUGGAACAUCACUCAUCACGACAUAUGAGCCCCAAUGGCUCCGAAGACACACGAGUGUCUGAAACCGAAAUGGAACGACACUAUAGAGUAGAUAGCUCAGCGCCUUGUAGUGAAUCUUCGCAUGGCUCAAAUCAACAACUAGCUCAAUCACAGAAAACUGCCACGAUACUGCCGCCCUACAGUAGUCGCUGUCGUCCCCCGAGGUCGGACGACGAGUCCCGGUUUUCGUACGGUGGUGGCGGUGGGGGAGGACCUGGAAGUAGCGGUACCGGUCGCUACCGACAUUCUACCAGCCGCCAUCCUGCCCACCAACCCCAUUCACCUCAUUCCUUUAGUCAUCACACCCAUCAUGGGCACGCCCAUGGCCACUCUUCACAUGCGGGCCAUUCAUCGCAUCAUUCGUCCCACACGCAUCUGCAUGACGGAGACGGAGAAGGAAUCUACGAAAGUGCCGAUCCCCAUCCGGUGCAUCCGCACCCACACGACAGGAACGCCUUAAGUGACCAACGUGACACCAACGAUAGUGAAAGUUCCCAUGCUUCAUCACUCUCAUCCGAACUGUGUAAAUAUCGCCAUAAAAAGCGUGAUUGCGAUGGCGGUGGCAGCAGCGGUGGCGGCGGAGGCACCGGAAGCAUCAUCAGUGGCGGAGCACCGAGCCGUCGCCGACGAGAAUUCGUCAACACUCGGUCCUUGGACAUUCGCGACUUGGAACGGGACGGAACGGGCUCAUCCGACGGCUAUGAUGACUUAUUUCAAGCUCAACAACAGUUAGCCCGAUGGGCGAGUGAGGACGUGGUUUCCGUGGUGGUAAUGGAGCAAGGAUCGGAUUCGUCCCACGCGCAAGGUCCAUCAUCAGCCAGUACCAUGCACGGCCAUAUUCAACAACAUCCAUCGCAUCAGCAACAGCAGUUGCAUCACGACAACAACAAUACCACCACCAUCACCACCACCAGCAACGUCAAUGGAGUACCAGCAAUGGGCAGCUGUCACAAUAUCACCAAUUUGAGUCAUCAGUUGGUGAACAGCAGAGACUACUAUCCUUCGCCACCCUCCACCGAGACCGAGAGCUCUGGAAGCGUGGUACAGCCGUCGAGACGUGGACCCAUUAUGCAAGGCCAAGGACCCGACGGAAAUCAUAUAAUGGAGAAUACAGGUCGCUAUCCCGAAUAUAAACACUGAUAGUAGCUAAACGGGAUUUAAUGCCGGCAGAGAUUGAAUCCCCAAGAUAACAAAACCAAAAACUAUUAGAUCCAUAAACCAGAGAACGUCAAACAACAAUGUUCAAAAAAAAAAUGCUAAAACUGCAGAAUUGUACGUGUUAUCAUAAUCAUCGAGACGAAUUUAACUGAUCAAACCCGAGUAAAACUCCCAAUAAUAGAAGCAAAAGAAAUCCCAUUCAAAGCCGAGAAAACAAAUAUAGCAAGACAACAGAGGAAAUCUUUUCAAGCUAACAUAGCGGGAAAUGAACCGUAAUAGGGAUAAUAAGCAGAAAAACACUUUCCAUAAAUAAUUCCAAAUGCAAACCGAAUGCGCGGGCACGAAUGAGAGCGAAUUUAGGCGAGAGUAGCGGAGUGUGAAAGCAGCAGUAUACACACAAACGAAACAAACACAAAAAAAAAAUGUUAAAAUAACCAG
Aedes aegypti (yellow fever mosquito) is the source of this 4980-nucleotide messenger RNA. RefSeq names its product disintegrin and metalloproteinase domain-containing protein 12 (gene mmd). Gene Ontology annotation, molecular function: metalloendopeptidase activity. The transcript has 23 exons. The coding region runs from base 1 to 4524 and encodes 1507 amino acids. Gene Ontology annotation, biological process: membrane protein ectodomain proteolysis. The record is from RefSeq and is a predicted model, not a curated record. NCBI's taxonomy places the organism in Eukaryota, Metazoa, Arthropoda, Insecta, Diptera, Culicidae.